This is a messenger RNA of Penaeus chinensis, 720 nucleotides long. Its product is annotated as acetylcholine receptor subunit alpha-like. Gene Ontology annotation, cellular component: membrane; synapse; neuron projection. The transcript has 8 exons. NCBI's taxonomy places the organism in Eukaryota, Metazoa, Arthropoda, Malacostraca, Decapoda, Penaeidae. The coding region runs from base 1 to 720 and encodes 239 amino acids. Gene Ontology annotation, molecular function: extracellular ligand-gated monoatomic ion channel activity; neurotransmitter receptor activity; transmembrane signaling receptor activity. Gene Ontology annotation, biological process: regulation of membrane potential; signal transduction; nervous system process. The record is from RefSeq and is a predicted model, not a curated record.
AUGCCGCACGAGAAGUUCUACACCUGCUGCGACGAACCCUACCUGGACAUCACUUUCAACAUCACGAUGCGGCGGAAGACUCUCUUCUACACCGUCAACCUCAUCAUCCCUUGCAUGGGAAUCUCCUUUCUCACUGUGCUAACGUUUUACCUCCCCUCGGACUCCGGCGAGAAGGUGACCCUCAGCAUCUCCAUCCUCAUCUCCCUCCACGUGUUCUUCCUACUGGUGGUGGAGAUCAUUCCUCCAACGUCGCUGGUGGUGCCGUUGCUGGGGAAGUAUCUCAUAUUUGCCAUGAUAUUAGUUUCAAUAAGUAUAUGCGUGACGGUGUUGGUCCUGAACGUCCACUUUCGUUCGCCUCAGACCCACAAGAUGGCGCCUUGGGUGAGACGGGUCUUCAUCCAUAUUCUGCCCAGACUGCUCAUCAUGAAACGACCACAGUACCAGCAGAAUAAGCACAGCAGUCUGAAAAGUGAAUUCAAAAGAAAUUUACUUGUAAGAGACACCCCACCCCCUAAAGAUACUUGCUGUGAAAAAUGUAACCUCAAAUAUCUACUUAUGUUGAAGGAUCCCAAGAAAUCGACAUGUGGUAAAGACCCCAGGAAAUUAACUUUUAGAGAUUGUUCCCCAGCAAUCUUCAUGUCCGAAGGACCCCAAGAAACUGUAGUAGAUGACCCCAGAACACCUGUUUGCAUUGAAGGAUCCCAAGCAAUCUACUUGUAG